GAAGUUGCUGCGGGACCGGGGGCAGCUCUCCCAUUUCUGGAAAGCCCACAGGCUCGACACGGUCCAGUACAGCGAGGACUGCGCUGCCUUCACGGAGGUCAACGAGCCCCUCAUCAACUACCUGGACAUGGAGUAUUUCGGGCAGAUCUCCAUCGGGACCCCCCCCCAGAACUUCACCGUGAUAUUCGACACGGGUUCCUCCAACCUCUGGGUGCCGUCUGUCUACUGCGUCAGCAAAGCCUGCGCUGAGCACACCAAGUUUCAGCCAUCCCAGUCCAGCACAUACCAGGCGAUAGGGACCCCCUUCUCCAUCCAGUACGGGACCGGCAGCUUGACAGGAGUCAUUGGAUCUGACCAAGUAAUUGUUGAGGGCCUUACCGUGAGCAACCAGCAGUUUGCAGAGAGCGUCAGUGAGCCAGGAAAAGCCUUCCUGGACGCCGAGUUCGACGGGAUCCUGGGGCUGGCUUACCCCUCGCUGGCCGUGGAUGGGGUCACCCCUGUCUUUGACAACAUGAUGGCACAAAAUCUGGUGGAGCUGCCCAUGUUCUCCGUCUACCUGAGCACGAACCCCGAAUCCUCCCUGGGAGGAGAGCUGCUCUUUGGUGGCUUUGACCCCUCUCGCUUCACGGGGACCCUGAACUGGGUGCCAGUCACCCAGCAAGGGUACUGGCAGAUCCAGCUGGACAACAUCCAGCUGGGUGGGACAGUGACUUUCUGCGUGGACGGCUGCCAGGCCAUCGUGGACACCGGGACGUCUCUCAUCACGGGCCCCACCAAGGAUAUAAAAGAACUGCAAAGCUAUAUUGGCGCCACAGCUGUGGACGGAGAGGUGACAGCAAGGGUGGGGAGAGGAGGGGGGGGGCAAAGCCCUGGGACCCCAACCCUGCCGGGAGGGACCUCCCGUGCAGCAGCGCCGCUGAGCUGCCCGGCUGUUUCGCAGUACGUCGUGGAGUGCAGCAACCUCAACGUGAUGCCCGACGUGACCUUCACCAUCAAUGGGCUCCCCUACACGCUCGGCGCCCAGGCCUACACCCUCACGGAGUACAGCGACGGCAUGGCCUUCUGCACCAGCGGCUUCCAGGGCAUGGACAUCGCCCCUCCCGCCGGACCCCUCUGGAUUUUGGGCGACGUUUUCAUCCGUCAGUUUUACUCCGUCUUUGACCGUGGCAACAACAGGGUGGGGUUGGCCCCCGCUGUCCCUUAG
This is a messenger RNA of Tyto alba (common barn owl), 1204 nucleotides long. RefSeq names its product cathepsin E (gene CTSE). NCBI's taxonomy places the organism in Eukaryota, Metazoa, Chordata, Aves, Strigiformes, Tytonidae. The coding region runs from base 128 to 1204 and encodes 358 amino acids. Gene Ontology annotation, biological process: proteolysis. The record is from RefSeq and is a predicted model, not a curated record. The transcript has 7 exons. Gene Ontology annotation, molecular function: aspartic-type endopeptidase activity. Gene Ontology annotation, cellular component: endosome.